CGCUUCAGAUAGAUCAAGAGUAGGCGGUUCACGCGAAUUUCAAACACCAGUCAAAAUCGAAGGGAUAUUUCCAAAAACAGUAAAAUGGUGUAAAAUUUUCAAAAAUGGAUAAAUUAAGGUCAAAGAAAAGAGGGUUUUUUGCCAUUUCAACUGUCUUGAGCUCUUCAAGUGACAAGAAACGCAACAAAGGAAAUAGACAGGAAAAUGACAUUUAUAAGGAAAACAAAGCUGAAUUCAAAUAUUUCAAAGAAAAUCAAUGUGCUUCAAUAAAUGCCAAUGGAGAUUAUCAGGAUUUUGAUGGAGUUACUGAUGAUGAAUUGGAACAAGGAGACACUUCAGACCACAGUUCAUCUGAGGUCGAGACUGCAGUUUCAGGAUCAUCUUGUGAUGAUGUCCACAAAGCCAGUCGUAAGCUCCAGACCUUUGCCAAGAAGUCUAUCAGGAGAGAUAAGAAAAAAGAGAAGGAAAAGCAAGAGAGAAAAGAAAAAAAUAAAUUAUCCAUGGAUGAUUUCCUGAGUAAACAAGUGGAGUUUAUAACCUGGCUUGAAGAAGAGAAGCAUAAAAAUCCCAAAGCAAUGUCAUCACCUAAAAGAAAGGCUUACUUCAAAUCUUUCCUAAAAUUGUGGAACAAAAGGAAAUUACCACAGAAAUACUACAGAGGCAGUGCUGAGAUACAGAGUCCAUGCCCCACCCAUCCAACUCGAACGUUCAGUUUUGCGGAUGAUGAGGAAGAGGUGGUCAGUUUCACGCGCCCCAAGCCUAAGCGCCUGUCCAUUGAGCCGUGGGGGCCACCCGAUUCACCCUUCUCAACAUUUGGAAAGACACCACCAAAACAUCUCCUGACAUCAAACCUUCCCCUAUUGGAGUCUUUCUCCUCAGUGACUGACAGUUCACUCAGUGAGGAGACCCAUAAUACAUCAGGGAGCCACAGACACGACUCUCUACCAAAACUUGGAGAAUACCAAAUGCCUAAAAAUGCUUUACCAAUGGUAGAAUCUGGGGUGUCAACUCAAUCAACAUAUGAUAGAAAUGUUGAUAACAAUGCCACAAGCCUACCAGGUACCCCAGCCUCCUCAUUCCCUGAUAAUUCCCCUGUGUAUGCUGUACCAUGGAAGCCUAAACCGACCCCCAGGAAAAAACCUCCAGUGGUUGCAGAGACGGUCACAUCCCCACCUCCUCCACCCGUCCCCCCAAAAUCAUUUCUGACUGACAUUGAUGAUGAUAAUAAUGUUACAAAACAACCAACACAUCAUGGUCAAUAUGCUUCAGAAAUUUUCACCCUAGCUCAGGAAGGUGAAAGAAGUACUAACUAUAAACAGAGAGGUUCCAAUUCCGUUGAUAGAGUAAGUGUCACCGAGUCCUGCACUUCUAUGGAGGUGGAUGAUUGUGGACAGGAAAUGGGAGAACCACGAAAUGAAGGAUGGCACAGUCCCAUAGCAGGAAAACCUUUCAGUCCGCCGGUAAAGAUCAGGAAAACCUUCUUCCCUCAGGAGCAAAUCUAUGCAGAAAUUGACUCUCUUGAAAUGAAGCCUUCUGAAAGCAUCGCAUCAGAUUCCCUUGACAAGAGCCAUGCACAUGGCAGAAUAUCUACAAAGAAAAAUGAAGAUGAUGUGUUUAUCAAGCAAGGUUCUGAAUCACAGACUACCCAUACAGUUGUUCAGAGUGGUUCAUCUUCCAUGGUUACUUCUCCAGAAUCCCAAGUUAAACAUGUGGUUUUAGAAAACUUGCAAAAAACAAAAGAAAAUAGGUUCUCCUUCAGCAAAUACCUGAUAACUCCCGAAAAACGCGCUGUGGCCACCUCAAAACCUUCCUCUUUUCCUGAAAAUGGAAAAGAGAAUGUGUCGUCCAGGAAACGUCUGGGACAUCAGCAUGAAAUGUCUUUAUCAGGUGAUGGUAGCAGUCAAAAGGAGAAACCAAAGGUACUGCCGAGAAAUAUUCCAAAGCUGCGAAACGAAUUCAGGGUUACUAUGACUGUUAGCAAUGGUCUCCAUAAUGUAAGGAACUUUGUAGUGGGAGAGAACAACCCACCCAAAACAAAGAACCCAAAUGUUAAACAGAAUGGAUUUGAAAAAGCAAAGUCUCAGUGGAAAAAAGAACACCAUUCUGGUAAUGCAGAGUCAAAAUUAGAAAUGAGUGAGAAAUUCUCAAUGUCCUUGGAUGAAUUAGGAAGCCCAAAGGCGCAAUCAAAGGAGAAAGUUUUGGAGACAGAUAUUGAUUCUGUUCCUUUACCAAUCAUGGGCUCCAAGACACCACCUCGGAAAAGAAAACCUUUAUCUAACCUCCAGAGGUCAAAGUCUAUGGAAACAAUCAUAUGGUGAUGCUUUCAUGUACGUGUACAUAAAUCUGUAUGUACAUAUACAAUGUACAUUUAGCUGAAACAGUCAGUCUUUUAAAAGUGUUCAGCAAUUUGAAAAAAGAAGUGGAUUGGUUUUGAAUAGUUGCACAUUCACUAUUCUAGAACAGAUUUUAAUCAUGUUUACAAUUGUAUCUGAUUUUGUAAAUCAGACAUGGAAUUAUUAUCAAGAAUAUUGAUAUCCGCCAUAAUUUAUUAAUGUAUUCUAUGCACUGUAGAGUUCCAUCUUUACAUGGAGAAUAGUUAAUUGCAGUUGAUAGUUUUUGAUUGUGUAAUAUAUGUAGAUGAAAUUUUUAGCCCAAGAGCUUUGUGUAUUUUCAGCUUUGACAAUGAUUAUAACUAUUUAUUUACUGGUAGUACAUUAUUAUUGAAUGGUAUGUGUAUUUUCAGCUUUGACAAUGAUUAUAACUAUUUAUUUACUGGUAGUACAUUAUUAUUGAAUGGUAUGUCUAAUUUAUUAGAGACAAACUACAAAUAUGUACAGUAGUUUGGAUAGGGGGGGGUGUUGGACAUUUGAUGAAAUGCUGUGUUUGCACGUAUACAUGACUUUUCAUAUUUCGUUUGAAAAAAUUGAUUGAAACUCAGUGUCUACUGAAACUCAAAGACUUGAUAUUAAAAUCCAUGUUAUGUGCAUUUUUGUUGUGUACACAUCAAGUUAACAAAAGAAAUAAACAAGAGAUGUAAUGUGUAAGUUGUAUAAAAUGGAUAAACAAUAUUUGGUUUAGAGUUAAUGAAAGAAACUUUCUUUUUUCUGUAAAUAAACCUUGUUUCUGCAUUCUGAUAUGUUUAUCUAAAAUAAAUUGACUCCAUACAUUAUCCUGACAAUUGCAAACACACUUGUGUAAAUUAUAAAGAUGUAUGUGACAAAUUGUUGGAACCUGUUGUUAAACUGAUAUGUACUCUAUCUUUUCUAGUGUUUGUUAAACUGUAUACACAUGGUAUUUGUAUAUAUACAUGUACAUUGUUGACAGUACAUUGUAUUAGUAAUACCUUAAUAAGUAUUUACUGGUACAUGUAUUUUAAUAGUCAGCAUAUAGCAGCAUUUACCAGUUUGUCAGGACUACCUCAUUGAAUGUAAUAUCUGCAAAGUUCUCUGUCAGCUAAACAUUAAUUGUUACGCAAACUGAAAAAAAGCUGUUUCUACACUCAUUGCUUUUUUGUCUUACAAUGUCAUAAUAGCUGACACAACCAUGUUUUGGGUGAAAAAUAUAAAUAAUCUCUACAUGUAAUUUAUUAUGUGUGAACUCCCAGCAGAGUCUGGUAAUACAUGUAGUUGAGGAAUUGCUGUCAAUUUAAAUUUGGUGCAUGCAGAGAAUUUUAUUGUGGUGCUGAAUUUUUUGUUCUGAUGACAUGUAAAAUAGAUGAGCAGCUUGUACGUAGUAAAAUGGCCUAGAGAACCUUGUUAAUCUAAAUACGUGUACUACUAGUUAUUGGUAUACUGUUGUCCUUUGUAAUAAGUUUUGAUCUGAAUAUUAUUUUUCCCCAAUAACUUUUUUUUAAAGUAUCCAUUGUAUAGCCAACAGAUUGAGAUAAAAUUCAUGGACUGUA
This is a messenger RNA of Magallana angulata, 3901 nucleotides long. RefSeq lists its product as uncharacterized. Bases 105 to 2318 code for a protein of 737 amino acids. Lineage: Eukaryota; Metazoa; Mollusca; Bivalvia; Ostreida; Ostreidae. The record is from RefSeq and is a predicted model, not a curated record. The transcript has 9 exons.